AUGUUAAUCCAACAUUCUAAGAGUAAGGCAAUUUGGCGAAUUGCAGACUAUUUCUAUCGAAACAAGGAAUCUAAGCAAUUAUGUCGAAUUAAUCAACUUGAAUGGAAUCAACAGAUUCAUGUUAGCAUUAUUUUAGCGAUUCAGCAGCAGGGUUACUGGGUUCAAUAUUUUCUUCAUCAAGUUAAUCAAUACUAUCAAACCAGCCAUGAUGAAUAUUUUAGUGUUGUCUUGGUUGAUUUCGGCAGUACCGACAUCGACAUUCCAGCCUUAUUGCGUAGCAGCUCAUUUAAGAAAAUUCAGUUAGUCCAAUUAGGACGUAAACAUAAACGAUUUAGUCGAAGUGCUGGUAUCAAUGCUGGCGUUCAAGCCAUUAAUAAUCGUCGCAGCAUUAUUGUAGCUUAUGAUUUACACUUAAAUUUACCUCUUGAUCUAAUUGACAAUGUUCGUAAGCGUUGCUUUCCCGGUAAAACUGUCUAUAUGCCCAUUUUACUACGCUUACACUGUAAUGCAUCACCGAAUGAUCCAAAUGGGGAAUGGGAAGAGUAUGGAUUUGGUAUUAUGGCACUUUAUCGAGAGGAUUUUCUGCGUAUUGGCGGUUAUAAUGCAUCACAGUUUCGUUAUCGAUGGGGUGGUGAAGAUUCUGCAUUCCUUAAUCAAUUACUUUAUCAUCAUUACGAUAUUGAGCGCGUUUGCCAUCCCAAAUUAUAUCAUCAUUUUCAUCGACGAUUACCAUGGAAGAAAGGUACCGUAGACGAUUUUGUUGCUAAUGUUGCUCUCUUAUUUCAUAUUUGA
Molecule: messenger RNA, 792 nt
Organism: Trichoplax adhaerens
Lineage: Eukaryota; Metazoa; Placozoa; Uniplacotomia; Trichoplacea; Trichoplacidae
Exons: 1
Coding region: 1-792 (263 amino acids)
Molecular function (GO): acetylgalactosaminyltransferase activity
Source: RefSeq, a predicted model, not a curated record